Molecule: messenger RNA, 1748 nt
Organism: Apus apus (common swift)
Lineage: Eukaryota; Metazoa; Chordata; Aves; Apodiformes; Apodidae
Gene: NIPAL4
Product: NIPA like domain containing 4
Exons: 7
Coding region: 182-1372 (396 amino acids)
Biological process (GO): magnesium ion transport
Cellular component (GO): membrane
Molecular function (GO): magnesium ion transmembrane transporter activity
Source: RefSeq, a predicted model, not a curated record
GCGGGGCUGGGGCCCAGGGCUCGCACGGCACCUGCUGCCGGAGCUCCGAGCCCAGGGCCCGGAGGAGGAGGAGCCGGCCGGGCAGGUGCGCUGGGGCCCGGCCCUGCCCUGCCCAGCCCCGCCCGCAGCCGCUCUGCCCUCGGCUCCGGGAUGCGUUGAGCCGGCCGGGAGGACGAAGGAGAUGGAGCCGCUGGAGACGAACAGCAGCUGCAGCAACGGGUCUCUGGUAACCCUCUCAUGCUUCUCCCACCGGGUCGUGUGCCAAGUGAUCAGCGAUGCUGACCCAAAUAACUCUGUCCAGGACAAUGGGACUUUAGAUUACUCUUGGAUAACUCAGCUGGAAAACAAUUAUGGAUUCUACAUUGGAUUGGGCUUGGCUGUCUUCUCUAGCUUCCUUAUUGGAAGUAGCAUCAUCCUCAAGAAGAAGGGGCUGCUACGCCUGGUGGAGAAGGGAGGCACCAGGGCAGGAGAUGGAGGCCACGGCUACCUAAAGGACUGGCUCUGGUGGGCUGGCUUGUUAACUAUGGGUGGAGGGGAAGCUGCCAACUUUGCUGCCUAUGCCUUUGCUCCUGCAACUAUUGUCACGCCCCUGGGGGCUCUGAGCGUUCUCAUAAGUGCCAUCCUGUCCUCCUAUUUGCUUGGAGAACGGCUCAACCUGCUGGGAAAGCUGGGCUGCAUGCUCAGCCUGGUGGGCAGCACUGUGAUGGUGAUACAUGCUCCAGAGGAUGAGGAGGUCACCACUCUGGAUGAAAUGUGCUCUAAGCUGAAAGAGCCAGGUUUCCUUGCUUAUGCUGCGAUCCUCUUGGCUCUCUGCUUCCUCCUGAUCUUCUACCUCGCACCCCGCUAUGGCCAGAGGAACAUCCUCGUCUACCUCACCAUCUGCUCUGUUAUUGGAGCCUUCUCCGUGUCCUCUGUCAAGGGCCUGGGUAUUGCCAUCAAGGGCUUCUUUGGUGGUCAGCCUGUGUUGCAGCACCCACUGACAUGGAUCCUAAUCAUCACGCUGGUGGCAUCCAUCACUACACAAAUUAACUACCUCAAUAAGUCGCUAGACAUUUUCAACACCUCUUUGGUGUUUCCCAUCUACUAUGUGCUGUUCACCACCAUCGUCAUCACAACUUCCAUCAUCCUCUUUAAGGAGUGGGUCACCAUGACUGUAGUCGACAUCAUUGGGACAGUUUGUGGCUUCCUCACCAUCAUUUUGGGAGUGUUUUUACUCCAUGCCUUCAAAGAUAUGGACAUCAGCUUAGGGAAUCUACCACAAGUCCUCCAGAGUGGACAGGAAGCACCAGUCACCCGAGAUGACAAGAACAUCCUGAUAGAGGUGGACAAUGCCAGCAUCGCCCCAGAGGAUAAACCCAAAACACUUGCCUGAACUCUAUAAUACAGACCAGUAUCUCAAAAGGAGGUGAGAGACAAGGACUGAACGGUGCACGCCUGCUAUUCAGACUCUGCUCGUCCACAGUUAAUUACUUGCUCUGCAAAUAAUAAGAAUAUUGGUGAACAUGGGCAAAAUGUGCCAAGUUUUGGAAUAGGUACUUACUUGUGCUCAGUGGCAGGACCCAAGCCAUGAAGUGUUUUUACAGGAUCAUUGCAGAGAAAUCUUUUUCACCCUUUGUUUCUUGGGAGGUGCCAGAGUAUCUUGGGGCUGGAAUAUGCAAUCUCUCAUUUUAAUAACAUUUCAGUACUUUAUUUUUAAUCUGGAAAGGGAAAUAAAGGCUUUUAUAUUAAAAAAAAUAACCCAAAACUUG